CCCCCCUGGAUGAUGGAGAUUAAGAAAUGAUCAAAUUAUGUACCUACAUUGAAGUCAAUCAAACCAUUAUAUGUGGAACCUUGUAACCUCAGACUGGCAUUGUAGUUAAAGGGGUCAUCUUUAGAUUUUAGACCUUAAGCCAGAGUCAUGGGCAAGCUAGAGCAUCCAUCUGUGAAAUCUGCUGAAUUUAAACUGGUUAAGAAUUCUGGCAAGGUUACCAGUAGUAGAGAAUGCUGCCCAGUGAGUUUAUUUCAAGACCGGGUACGAGUCGUAGAGACAGAUGAUGGCCAUGUGAGCUUUCAUGUUAGGGACAUUAUGAGCAUCUCUAUGGAAGGAACCAUGUCUCCAAUUCUUGCUGGGAAUAUAAUGAAUGACUCCAUUCCAAAGGAUGAGGCAGAGCAUCUUUUGCAGGAUCUUAUCAACGACAUGAAUGACCAAAAUUUUGACACCAUCCGAUUUGCAUCAUACCGAACAGCAGCUAAAUUACAAUUCAUUCAGAAAAAAACUAACUUACAUCUUGUUGAUGUCUACAAUAUGAUUGAAGCAUUUCGUGAAAAUGGUCUCAACACUCUAGACCACAACACAGAGCUACAUGAACUACGACUGGAGGCAAUUGUCUCUAGUAUAUUUUACGCCCUUAAUAAGAGACUUCCGACUACUCAUAAUGUUGAUGUUGAAAGAUCUAUAAGUUUGGUUACAAACUGGCUUCUGUACGCUUAUGACAGUGAUGCAAUUGGAAGGAUCAGAGUACUUUCUGUGAAAACAGCUUUAUCAUCAAUGUGUUAUGGAAGAUUGGUAGACAAACUUAGAUACCACUUUUCACAGAUAGAAGACAACAAUGGCAUGCUUAAUUUCCCCAAGUUUGAAGCUUAUUUAAGGGAGCUAUUACAGCUCCCAGCCAGUGUUGGUGAGGCACCAACGUUUGGGUUUACAGAAGAUGUUGCUAGCAUAUUCUUCAAACCUCAAGGGCCAUUGGAUCGACAACGAACCCAGCUGGUCCACUUCUUGGAGUGUGUCAUGAACAAGGAGCCCCCUCCACCUUAUGCCUGGCUAUCCACGUUACAGAAAAUGAACAAUGCUGCAAAAACUGAACAUCAGGUCGCAUGUCAAGUUUGUAAAAAUAAACCAGUGGUAGGAUUUAGAUACAAAUGUCUGCACUGCUACAAUUACGUGUUAUGCCAGGACUGCUUCUGGAGAGGGAAGGUAUCUCAGCACCACAAGACAGACCACGAUAUGCGCGAGUACAGCACGUGGAAUGCUGGCGAGAAAGGUAGCUCUCUGAGAAGCAAGUUUCUCUGUGGGAGUGGAAAGAAGAAGCGACCAUCGUUACCAGACUUCCCGCGCGAGCCUGAGCCGAGCAGGACGCUGGACAUGACUAAUAUUGUUCCGCCAUUACCGUCCGACCUGUCCGGUCCGAAUAAUGCCACGUCUGAUUACGUCACGUCGCCUUCUCCCGAGUCUGUUGUUUCCAAUGUGUCGUCCAACCCAACAAAGCUCUCGGAUGAGUUCGAUCCCAGGAUGGAUGACGAGCACAAGCUGAUCUCGCGUUAUGCUGCUAGGCUUGCUGCUAAUUCGCGUCAGAAGCCGCCAUCGAAGUCCUCAAGUGAGCUAAGCAUCGAUGCUAACAAAGAACAAAGGGAGCUCAUCCAGACCUUGGAGAAUAAGAACAGGCUUCUUCUAAAGGAAAUUCGACGUCUCCGGGACGAGCAUGACGAAGCAUCAAAGUCUGCUGCCCAGUUGGCUCAGAAUCCGGAACUAUUGGCUGAACUGAAGUUGCUACGGCAACGGAAGGACGAGCUUGAACUGCGCAUGUCCGCGUUGCAGGAAAGUCGUCGGGAGCUGAUGGUUCAGCUCGAAGGCUUGAUGAACCUACUCAAGGCGGGUUCACCUCGAGUCGCGCGCAGCCCAAAGGCCCAACACAUUGCUGCCUCACCCGCCCCAGGCCUCUUCUCCAAAGCCUCUACUCCUCAAACACCAGGAACCCCAAUGUCGCCUGAUUCUAGCAAGCUCAGUGGCGUGGACGGUGAUAUUAAGCAGGCGUUCGGUGACCAGGCUGGGUCGCCAUCAUUGACGCGAAACUUGAGACAAGAUCUUUUACUAGCGGCGGAUUCUGUGACAAAUGCGAUGUCAUCGCUUGUGAAGGAGCUUAACUCGGAAGAUGAAGAUUCAGUGACCAUUGUUCUACCGAAACCAAACGACCCAAGCGGUCUGGACCUAGACGCUCUAGAACAACAGGUGACGCAGAUGAGGCACUCCUUACGCGGAGGUGAGCCGAGCAGCGCGGCAAACCUGACUAAUGGCACCACAAACGGCGUCAAUAAAAACAGCGGCAAACGAGCACUUCGACGCGGAGACAGCGAUCGCACAGACACAGAUACAGAUGAUGACGAGGCGCACCUGCGGGCAAAUGAACCCAAGUACUCUUCCAGGACACAGAUGACUGACGAUGAGAGCUACAUUCAGACGGAUGACGACGAAGGCACGCUACGAACGGACGACGAGGACAUGGAGUGGCAAGAAGCUAUGAAGCGAUGGGCACAUCGAUAAACAGUCGCCAUCAGGGAUAUCCUGACUCUUAAUAUCUGGAUAAUAUUAUCGUAUAUAUGUUGGCAAGUUAUUAUUUUUUGUAAUAAAAGUAGCAAAUAAUAUCUUUUCUUACACUAUUAGCUGUGGGAAAUUAAAAAAUACAUAUAUAGGAUUAUUAUUAAGCAAGGGCCCUUAAUAAUCUAGUAAGUUUCCUGAACGCUCACAUUUCGUUAAAUAGCAAAGCCCUGUGUAACUAGUAUUUUUAAUGAAAUAUAUUUUAUCACUGAUUUCUAGAUUUCUAGAAAAUGGAACCUUAUCAAACCCCGUACAUACUUAGCGUCUGUUUAACGAUGUAUCGUUAGGACAAGCGGGGGUCCAUCAUUUGUUUUAGUUGUCGAGGUAAGGGGGAGCUACUGUACCACCUACCAAUAAGUUCAACAAAUGAUUUUUAAAGGCUUACACCCAGACAAAAUAAGUAUUCUAAGGCCUAGGGCAAACGCCGUUCUUUUCAUGUGCCAUUCAAUAUGUAAAUAAACAUAUAGAACAAUUUGCACGCAUUUGCAUUUGUAAAACGGAACCUGAAAAUAACGGCGUCUAAACUAGGUCUAAAUGUGUGCCUACUUUUAUCCUAGGCUUAAAACAUGGCUCCUAAUACCUUAUCGGCAGUUGUCAAUGUUUGAAAUCUUCUAAUGCUAAUAUAUAUAUAACUAGAUAGGAUAUGGGAAAUGAAUCAAAUAAGCAUUGUGUGCAGUGAUCUGCAAAGAAUAAAUGUGCCAGAUUGA
Molecule: messenger RNA, 3308 nt
Organism: Nematostella vectensis (starlet sea anemone)
Lineage: Eukaryota; Metazoa; Cnidaria; Anthozoa; Actiniaria; Edwardsiidae
Product: dystrobrevin beta
Exons: 22
Coding region: 148-2547 (799 amino acids)
Biological process (GO): synaptic signaling
Cellular component (GO): plasma membrane; synapse
Molecular function (GO): zinc ion binding
Source: RefSeq, a predicted model, not a curated record